AUGAAUAGGAAUGUUUUAUUUAAGUUUUAUGAUCCCGUUACUUUAGCAGGUGAUCAAAUUCGAGGAGAAUGUUACUUAAGAAUAACGGAAGAAAUACCUAAGGCUUAAAUUGUUUUGACUUUUUAAACUAAAAUGUAUUCCAAGAUCAUUGAAAAAAGAUAGGUAAUUGUAUAAUUUUUGAAACUUAAGAUACCUUAUGAUCAAAGCAAUCCUUAAAUGAUUCCAGAGAAACUAGUAGAGAAAACUCAAAGGAUUUAAGUUACUUUAGAUUCUCCAUUAAGAUAACCUAAACAAACUCAAAAGAAAUAUGAGUUAAAUGGUGAAAUUAUGUAUAGAGUAAUUAGACAUUAUGGAACACAUGAAUCUUUUGUUUAUACUUAAGAAUUAUAUACUGGAUAAGUGAAACCAGGAGAUUAUAAGUUUUAAUUUAGCAUUCCAACCUAAUAUAAUAUGUCUUCAAGCUUUUCAUAUAAAAGUGAAGAUGGUAAAUUAUUCAAUUUGAAUUAGGAUUGAAAUAAGCAAAAUGUGGAUAUAAGGUGACAUUAAGAGUUGAUUUACCUGAUGAAGCUAGUACUUUGAUGAUGGAAAGUGCUGAUGUCUUUAUUAAUGGAAGAGUAACUUCAGAAGGUGAAUAAUUUAGGUAAUGUGAAGGCAAUAUUGUUUAAUAUUUAUGUUUAAAUCGAGGAACAGUAGAACUCUCUUUAAAAUUAAACAAAAACAAUUUCAUUCCUGGUGAAUAAAUACAAGUAGAAUACACAUUAGAUAAUACUCGUUCAUAAAGAUCAAUUAGUAGAGUAGAAGCUAGAUUGAUAAAUAAAAUUACAUUUAUAGAUGAUGAUGAAAUAGAAAGAAUUAUAGAAAAUAUCAAAGUAUUUCAAUAAAAUUUAGGUGGUGUCAAUUCUGGUUAAAAAUUAGAAAGACAAAAUGCAUCUCUAGAAAUCCCUAAAAAUCUUAGAGCUACUAUAAAAACUAGUGUUAUUAGAAAUUAAUACUUUUUAUAAAUGGAAGCUAUUGCUGUAUUUAAAUAAUCUAAAUAUAUUAUUAGGAUGCCUUCUUAACUUGGUUGUCAGUCCCAGUAGUUUGCCAAAUCCCUAUUAAUAUUCAAGAAUCACAAUUACCUCAUAAAAUCAAUCUGGAAGGUUGGAAUUUCUUACCAAUUAUGAAUGUCUCAGUCAAUGCUUUUUCCAAUCUGACUGUUCAAUAAUCAUUUAUUCCAACAUGA
Molecule: messenger RNA, 1222 nt
Organism: Paramecium pentaurelia
Lineage: Eukaryota; Ciliophora; Oligohymenophorea; Peniculida; Parameciidae
Source: the annotation of a GenBank genome assembly